Messenger RNA from Brenthis ino (lesser marbled fritillary), 681 nucleotides. Lineage: Eukaryota; Metazoa; Arthropoda; Insecta; Lepidoptera; Nymphalidae. The record is from the annotation of a GenBank genome assembly.
AUGGCCGAAUAUUUGGCGGCUAUAUUUGGUACUGAAAAGGACAAAGUAAAUUGUUCGUUCUACUUCAAAAUCGGCGCUUGUCGACAUGGAGAUCGUUGUUCACGAAUUCAUAACAAGCCUACUUUCUCACAGACUGUAUUGCUGCAAAACUUGUAUGUGAAUCCACAAAAUUCAGCUAAAUCAGCUGAUGGUAGUCACUUGGUGGUAGCAAAUGUAUCAGAUGAAGAAAUGCAAGAGCACUAUGACAAUUUCUUUGAAGACGUAUUUGUUGAAUGUGAAGAUAAAUAUGGAGAAAUAGAAGAAAUGAAUGUGUGUGACAAUCUCGGGGAUCAUCUGGUUGGGAAUGUAUAUAUUAAGUUCCGUCGAGAAGAAGAUGCAGAGAAAGCUGUAAAUGAUCUAAACAAUCGCUGGUUUGGUGGUAGGCCUGUAUAUGCAGAGUUAUCACCUGUCACAGAUUUCCGUGAAGCAUGCUGCCGUCAAUAUGAAAUGGGCGAGUGUACUAGAAGUGGGUUCUGUAACUUCAUGCACCUUAAGCCAAUUUCUCGAGAGCUCAGGAGAUACCUGUACGCGCGACGUAAGGGCGGGCGACGCUCACGCAGUCGCUCCCGUGAGCGCCGCCGCCGCUCCCGCUCGCGCGAGCGCCGUCGCGAGCCGCCGCGCAACUCGCGCUCCGGACGCUAU